Messenger RNA from Hermetia illucens (black soldier fly), 3158 nucleotides. It is a transcript of the gene dor, whose product is annotated as vacuolar protein sorting-associated protein 18 homolog. The transcript is spliced from 8 exons. Gene Ontology annotation, biological process: organelle fusion; endosome to lysosome transport; endosome organization. NCBI's taxonomy places the organism in Eukaryota, Metazoa, Arthropoda, Insecta, Diptera, Stratiomyidae. The record is from RefSeq and is a predicted model, not a curated record. Bases 118 to 3084 code for a protein of 988 amino acids. Gene Ontology annotation, molecular function: protein-macromolecule adaptor activity. Gene Ontology annotation, cellular component: endosome; HOPS complex.
GACCGUACUUGACAUCUACGUCAAAACAAAAGUUUAUCUCACCCUGCAUUGAUUUUCAGUACAAAGUGAUGCAUUGAAUUGGAUUUAUUAGCUACAGUUGGGAAUCGAGUGCAGAAAAUGACUUCGCUGUUGGAUCAGAAUGGGACUGCUGGGGGCCAUACGGACCCCAGUUCCCGAUUUGGUCGGGAUCCAGCCAGCCGAGGCUACGUUACUAUUCGAACUAAGGAGGAGGCUCCAAUCUUCAGCAAACAGAAAAUGAAACUAAAUUUACCGCAUGAUAUCGUUCACAUGACGGUGGCGAACAAUUGGCUGGUCUGCUUAAUGUCUCAUCAUGUUCUGCUGCGACUGUUCUUAUUGCAACCGGAUCGUCAGGACGAGGUCUUCUUGGAAAAAUACUUGCCUGGACUAAGUGUUUCAAAACUGUUUCUGGAUCCCACCGGAAAUCAUCUAUUAAUCGCCUUGACCCCGAAGUCGACAAGCAUUUCGCCAGAGCUCCUCUAUUUGAAUCGAAAAACGAGCAAACCCAAACGAAUUGAUAAAUUCCGUGAUCAUGAAAUCACCGCCGUAGGAUUCAACUAUGAAAAUACAUCUGACACUUCAACAGGCUCCAUCCUUAUCGGUACAAGCAAAGGGUUGAUUUUUGAGACGGAAUUCGGAAUCGAGAGCGGUGAAAAAGUAACUCAUAACAACUGGAAGCAGCUUCCCAACUAUCUACCCCUUUAUGGAAUAAGGGAAAUUGAAGGCUUGGUCUUCGACAUCGGAAAAGGCAAGCACUGCCCCAUAACAGGUAUCCAAUUCUUUAGAGCUGCAAAUACAACGCGGUUUAUUGUACUAGUGACCACCGUAAAUCGUCUGUAUCGGUUCCAUGAGGCUCUCAAACCGGACGAGAAACCAGUAUUGCAGAAUAUAUUCAGCGCGUAUCUGAAUAUUCCGGAGCAUACCCAAGACUAUCAAGAGAUCGUUCAUGAUAUCAAAUUUUCAAAGCUACAUUUCAAUCUUGAUAUGAACACAAAGUUCCCAAAUCAUUUCGGUUGGAUGACUGGCGUUGGCAUUUACUUUGGGGACAUUGAUCAAAAGGCGGAAGGCCCUGGUUUCAUUCUUAACGCUGAGAAUAUUUCCUUUCCCUCCAAUAUGAAUACUUCAUACGACGAACAUACUCCUCAGAAAAAAUCCGAAACUCCUAAAACAUUUAUUCUGACAAAUUUCCAUGCGAUACUACUCUAUUCAGAUCAUGUAACCGCUAUAUCAUUGCUAAACCAACAAAUUAUUUAUGAAGAGUAUUUCUCGGAGCAGUAUGGAAAGUUGGUUGAUAUAAUCAAAGACUGCUUGAGCGGUUCCAUUUAUGUAUACAGUUCCAAAGCGAUAUUUCGUUACAAAGUUACCAACGAACAAAGGAACGUUUGGCAAAUGUAUCUAGACCGCGGUGAUUUCAGUUUGGCUGAGAAGUACAGUAAAGACAAUCCGGCGCACUAUGACCAUGUGCUGAGACAAAAGGCUGAAAAAUAUUUCGAUGAGGAAAAUUACAUCCAAAGUGCUCUGAUGUACUCUGAGACCCAAGCAAGUUUCGAACGAGUUUGUCUAAAAUUCUUGGAAAUUGAUGAUAAAAGCGCUUUGAUGGCUUACCUUAAAAACCGCCUGGAAAAACUAACUGAGCAGGAUCAAACACAGAUUACAAUGCUGGUCGUGUGGAUGGUUGAAUUGUAUCUCACGGAAAAGGCACGCUACUCGGACGACCCCCAGAAAGUGCGCAAUCUACAAAAGAAUUUCGAUAGCUUCAUGAAUUUACCGAGAGUGGCAAGUUGCGUCCGUAAAAACAGAACAGUGAUCUACGACUUGAUGGCAUCACAUGGUGACACCCAUAAUUUAACCAUGCUCACGAAAGUCAAUGAAGAUUACGAGUCGGUUAUUAAUCAAUAUAUAAAUCAGAACAACUUCUCGGGGGCGUUAUCGAUCCUAGUGAGUCAAAACAAGCCAGAGUUAUAUUACAAAUACUGUCCAAUUCUCAUGGAAGAAAUCCCGCGGGAUACAAUAAAGGCAAUCAUGAACCCUGAAAGAGGCUUGGACCCACUGAAAUUGAUUCCUACAUUAAUUUGUACGGAUAACGAUGAGCAUGUGCAAGAAGUGAUAAAGUUUUUGGAGUAUGCUGUCCACUCGCGAGGCAUCACAGACACCGCCCUCCACAAUUUCUUGAUUAAACUCUAUGCCAAGCACAAGCAAGAAGAAUUGGAGACAUAUUUAGAGACGCAAGGACGUGAUAUUACUUUGGUCCACUAUGAUGUGUACUAUGCACUCAGAGUGUGUGAGGAACACUCGGCCAAAGCUGCUUGCGUAUUUCUCCAAUGUCUGCUGGAGCUAUGGCAUCCGGCGGUUGAAUUGGCUCUGACUUUCAGCUCUGCCCUAGCACAAGAAACUGCAUCACAACCCACGAAUCGAGAGUUACGAAGGAAAUUGUGGCUUAGAAUUGCUGAGCAUGAGAUCAAAGGGAAAAACGACGUGAAGAAAGCUCUAGAUCUAUUGAAAGAGUGCGACCUUUUGCGCAUUGAAGAUUUACUACCAUUUUUCUCAGACUUUCAAAAGAUUGACGACUUCAAAGAAGCCAUCUGUGAUGCGUUGAAGGAAUACAACGAAAAAAUCCAAGACCAACAGCGUGAUAUGGACGAGUCUGCCAAAGCAGCUGAACGUGUUCGGGCCGAGCUUCAAACAUUUCGUAAUCGUUCCGUUACAAUUAGUGCCCAAGAACCAUGUUCGAUAUGCGAGAUCUAUUUGCUGUUGAAACCGUUCUUUAUCUUUCCCUGUGGCCAUAAAUUCCACAGUGAUUGCCUUGAGAAGCAAAUCAUCCCGUAUUUGACUCCUGAACAGAAUAGGAAACUGAUUAGCCUUAAACAGCAAUUGGAAAAUAUGGUCCCGCAGAAUGCAAACGAUCAGCAACAACAGAACGCCUACGGAAUCUCGUCCCGAGAACAAAUAAAAGUUGAUAUAGAAAACAUCAUUGCCCCGGAUUGCCUUUACUGCGGGAUAAUGAUUGAUUCGAUUGAUCAACCGUUUAUUGAAGACUGGGAUCAAGUGAAUAUCGAUUGGCAAUAAAGUGUUGGAUGAAUUAUAUUAUUGUGAACAAAAGUUAUUAUAAUUAUAAUAAAUUCAUUAUUUUAAAUCUCAAA